Tribolium madens (black flour beetle) is the source of this 2597-nucleotide messenger RNA. Its product is annotated as ATP-dependent RNA helicase DDX42. The transcript has 3 exons. Gene Ontology annotation, molecular function: nucleic acid binding; ATP binding; RNA helicase activity. Lineage: Eukaryota; Metazoa; Arthropoda; Insecta; Coleoptera; Tenebrionidae. The record is from RefSeq and is a predicted model, not a curated record. Bases 380 to 2533 code for a protein of 717 amino acids.
AGUGACAUUGACAGUUGUCAGCUGACUGUCAAUUUGGUAACUAAAACUUAAUAAAAUCAAGUUUUAAAUAGUUUUCUUAAUCAAUUCCAAUUCGACACGAUUAAGAAUUAUGUUUCGAUUAAAUCAUUUGAUGAUUUACGUUUGAAAUAAUUAAAAAAGUUGCGUAUUUUAGUACUUUUCAUUUUUGUUUUGCCACUAUUGGUAGUUUUGACUGUCAAUUAGUUUUGACGUUUUGUGAGUGAAAACAAUUUUGUUGUUUUCGCGAAUUGUGUGUCGCUAAAAACCAUUACUAGUGCGUGAAAGUGUUUAUAAAACAGCAUGCUUUCGCAAUACUAACCAAAAACUGUGUUUUUUCUUGUAAAUUACUUUAACCUCAAUCAUGAGUGGCUUCAACUACUCGGGUUUCCAAAUGAACCAAAAGCGCCACAAUGCCGUGCCCCCGCCCCCGUUAAGUGGCGUUAGCAAGCAAGGCUAUUCAACAAUGAAUGCAAUAAGUCAGAAUGCGUUAUCGGCUGCUUGGGGGGGUAGUCGCAAACGUGCCGCCACCGAGGAUGAGUAUUUCGAGGACGACGAGGAGGAGACUGUGCCCGAUUUGGCAUACAUCCCAGCCCCCGGGAGCCCCACUCGAGUCGAAACCAAGAAACAAGAAGUGCCAAACGAGGACGAUGAUCCUCUGGAUGCCUACAUGGCAGGCAUCGAGAAACAGGUCAGUCACAACACAACAAACAGUUUAGUCGAGUUCAUGACAAGUUUUCAGAUGCAAUCGGAGAAACCUGGCAGUUCGUCGCAACAAACUGGGGUUAGGAACGAUUUGGAGGAGGAGGACGUUGAAGAAUCGUAUUAUAGAUACAUGGAGGAGAAUCCUAACGCCGGUUUGGCCCCAGUUGAGGAGGAGUUAGACAUUGAAUAUGACGAGGAUGGUAACCCAAUCCCCCCUGAUAAGAAAAAAAUUAUUGAUCCUUUACCCCCCAUUGACCACUCAACAAUCGAAUACAAACCCUUCGAGAAAAACUUCUAUAAUGAACACCCCGAAAUUGCGAGUUUAUCAAACAAACAAGUCGCCGAGUUGCGCAAAACGUUCGAUAUUACCGUUUCAGGGUCACAACCCCCUAAACCCGUCUCAUCUUUUGCGCACUUCAACUUCGACGAUAAGCUCCUUAAAGCUAUAAUCAAAGCUGAGUACAUUUCGCCCACUCCAAUUCAAGCCCAAGCCGUCCCUUGUGCCCUUCAAGGUCGCGAUGUUCUGGGUAUUGCGCAGACAGGAAGCGGGAAAACCGCCGCCUUUUUGUGGCCUCUCCUCAAGCACGUUUCAACCCAGCCCCCAGUUUCGGAGGGCGAAGGCCCAGCUGGGUUAAUUCUCGCCCCCACACGAGAAUUGGCCAUUCAGAUAUACAACGAGGCGAAGAAAUUCGCCCGAGUUUAUGAUUUGAGUGUGGUUUGUGCGUAUGGUGGGGGGUCGAAAUGGGAGCAGAGUCUGGCGUUGAAAGAAGGGGCGGAUAUUGUUGUGGCCACGCCCGGGAGGAUUAUAGAUCAUGUGAAAGGGGGCGCGACCAAUUUACAAAGAGUGACGUUUUUGGUGUUGGAUGAGGCUGAUAGGAUGUUUGAGUUGGGGUUUGAACCGCAGGUUAGGUCGGUUUGUAAUCACGUGAGGCCUGAUAGGCAAACGUUGUUGUUUAGUGCGACGUUUAGGAAAAGGAUUGAGAAGUUGGCUAAGGAUGCACUUAAUGAUCCCGUGAGGAUUUCCCAAGGGAUUACAGGGCAAGCCAAUGAGGAUGUCACCCAAAAAGUGUUGUUGAUGGAAAAUCAACAGUUGAAAAGGGAUUGGUUGGUCAGUAAUCUGGUUGAGUUGUUAUCCGCAGGCUCGGUUUUGGUGUUUGUCACGAAAAAAGUUGACGCUGAACAGUUGGCAAACGAUUUAAAAGUCAAAGAAUUUGAAUGUUUGUUGCUACACGGGGAUAUCGAACAAGCCGAACGCAACAAGGUUAUAACCGCUUUUAAGAAAAAAGAAUGUAGUUUGUUGGUGGCAACCGAUGUGGCAGCUCGCGGUUUAGACAUCCCCCACAUCCGUACUGUGGUUAAUUACGACAUUGCACGUGAUAUUGACACGCACACUCACAGGAUUGGUCGUACGGGGCGUGCCGGUAACCAAGGCACCGCCUACACACUAAUCACGCCCAAAGAUAAGGAGUUUGUGGGGCAUAUUGUUAAAAAUCUAGAAGCGGCGCAUCAAGACGUGCCUCAAGAAGUUUUAGAUUUGGCGUUACAGAGUGCGUGGUACAGGAAACAAAGGUACAAGAGUAAGGGCGGUAACCCGAAUGUGGGCGGAGUCGGGUUGGGUUUCAAGGAGAAAGUGGGAGGGGCUUCGAGGAAUUUUGUGGGGGAAACGCACAGUCAGUCAAGGGGGCCCGCCACUGAUAGAUUAUCGGCGAUGAAAGCCGCCUUUAAAGCUCAAUACAUGAAUCAGUUUACAGCAAGUUCGGAUCCGGUUCCACAAGCCCCGCCUUCCACAAGGAAGAAGAGUAGAUGGCAGUGAUUUUUUCUAGAUUAGUACAUAAUGUAAUUUUUCUGCAUGUCAUUAAAGCGAUUUCAUCCAGAAA